Sebastes umbrosus (honeycomb rockfish) is the source of this 2514-nucleotide messenger RNA. RefSeq names its product NK2 homeobox 1 (gene nkx2-1). The coding region runs from base 749 to 1804 and encodes 351 amino acids. Gene Ontology annotation, biological process: cell differentiation; regulation of transcription by RNA polymerase II. Lineage: Eukaryota; Metazoa; Chordata; Actinopteri; Perciformes; Sebastidae. The transcript is spliced from 2 exons. Gene Ontology annotation, cellular component: nucleus. Gene Ontology annotation, molecular function: RNA polymerase II cis-regulatory region sequence-specific DNA binding; DNA-binding transcription factor activity, RNA polymerase II-specific. The record is from RefSeq and is a predicted model, not a curated record.
UUAAUCAUUUACGCAGCCACUUAACACGCGGAUGUGUAUUUAUUUACUUAUCAGUAUCAGUCAAUUUCCCUCCCCUGCAAGUGCACUUUUGCAUGUCUGAGUACGAUAAGGCAUAACACAAACAAUCCUGCAAUCACUGGAGGCCUCUCAUGGCCAUUAAAAGUCAGUAGUUCAACUGAGGAGUGGUUCUCCAACUCUCAAGUCCAUAUAGGCCUCCUUUCAUCAAGAGGCCCUCGUAAACAUCACUACAGUUAAUAAAGUGUAUUGUUGGUCAGUGCGGUCCACAAGGUGCAGCGGUGUGUUUAUCAGCGACAGCAACAAGUCACCAACUCCAAACGCAGCAGCAGCAGCUGCAGGAGCUGCAGGAGCACCGGGACGAGCAUUUAUGAUCAUGCAACAGCGCUUCUGUUAUUGUUAGUGGGAGGGGAGCACAUGUCUUGUAAGUGAAAUUACGCUCUGAGAAAAGGAGGCUAGAGCUGUUUGGUAUUGUUGCCUGAUGCCCCGCCUCUGAUGGUAGCCUUAAACCUGGCACCCAGCUAAAACAAACCAAAGCCAGCACCGAGCUCCCACUCAAUCCAAUUAAGGCGGACUUGAGGCGCUCUCUCCUACGUGUUCAUCUACCAGGAUCGACGUUGAGAGACAACAGGAACCAGAGGGGCUUUGGCCAAAAAAAAAAAAAAAAAAAAAAAAAAAAGAGAAGGAGAGAUUGCCUUGCCUUCUAAUUUCUCCCCUCUCCAGCCCCAGAACAAUGUCGAUGAGCCCUAAGCAUACGACUCCUUUUUCUGUUUCCGAUAUCUUGAGUCCCCUUGAGGAGAGCUAUAAGAAAGUAAGUAUGGAGAAUAACAACUUGGGGGCACCUCUCACUUCGUACCGGCAGCCGCAGGUCUCUCAGGCGGCGAUGCAACAGCACCACAUGGGCCAUAAUGGGACUGUGUCUGCGGCUUACCACAUGACUGCUGCAGGUGUUUCUCAGCUGUCACACUCGGCCAUGGGGGGCUACUGUAACGGCAACCUGGGCAACAUGGGCGACCUGCCGUCGUACCAGGACGGCAUGAGAGGCAGCGCCGGGACCACCGGCUGGUACGGAGCCAACCCGGACCCACGCUUCUCCACUAUUUCUCGCUUCAUGGGCUCAUCGUCGGGCAUGAACAUGGGCAGCAUGGGCAGCCUCAGCUCCCUGGCAGACGUGGGUAAAGGCAUGGGCUCUCUGUCCAGCACCCCGAGGAGAAAGCGACGGGUGCUGUUCUCCCAGGCGCAGGUCUACGAGCUGGAGCGACGCUUCAAGCAGCAGAAAUACUUGUCUGCGCCGGAGAGGGAACACCUGGCGAGUAUGAUCCACCUCACUCCGACGCAGGUGAAAAUCUGGUUUCAGAACCACCGGUAUAAGAUGAAGAGGCAGGCGAAAGACAAAGUGUCCCAGCAGCAGAUGCAGCAGGACAGCGGUUCUUGCCAGCAGCAGCAGCAGCAGCAGUCCCCAAGGAGGGUGGCCGUGCCGGUGCUGGUUAAGGAUGGCAAGCCGUGCCAAGGCAGCGGCCACACGCCCACAUCCUCCUCCGUGCAGACCCUCCACCAGCAAGGAGGCAACGUCAUGAUCAUGUCCAACAACACGUCCUCCGUGCUCGGGCAGCAUCAGCAGAGCCAGCAGGUGGGAAGCACAGGCCACUCUCCAGAUUUGGCGCCUCACUCCUCCAGUCCUCCGUCCCUGCAGAGCCAGGUGGCCGGCCUCUCUCACCUCAACUCCGCCGGAGCAGAGUACGGCUCGGCCCUGCAGUGUUCAGCUCUGUUAUACGGCAGGACGUGGUGACAAGAGGCGCUCAUUUAAAAAAAACAAUUUAAAGAGAAAAAAAAACACUUUUUUUUUUUUUUUUUUUAAAGACUCGACAAGUUUUACUGUAAAAUGUUGCAUCUGAACAAGAACCAGCUCUUCUUGAAUUUUCAACCUUUUUGGAAUGAAGUGUGACUAAUAUGGAAGAAAGGAGGGGAAAAAAAAGACUUUUUUUUCUUUCAUUCAAGACAAGUUUUACUGUAAAAUGUGCAUCUGAACAAGAAACCAAACCGGUGCAGCUCUUCUUGAAUUUUCACCUUUUUGGAGAAGGAAGUGUGACUAAUAUGGAAGAAAGGAGGAGAAAAAAAAAAACACUUUUCACCAGAAAACUGCGGAAAUCUUGGGAUUUAUUUAUGUAAAUUAUAUUGAAACAAAAAGAAGAAUCAGCAGUCAUAUAGGCCGCAGUAGUUUUGUGAAACUGCUGUAUAUGGGUGCUGUUAAAUCCCCCUCCACCUCCUCACAAACACACACUGAUUUAUAAUAGAAUUUAAUGUAAGCCUAAGUAGAUCUAGCUUGUAUAUUUCUGUAAAAGGUUUGAAUUUUAGCUAUCUGUUGUACAAAGUUUUUGACGCUAUUUGCCGUUUUGUUGUCGUUUCAUUGGUAUUUGUAUACGUUUUAUUUCUUUGUAACUUAUAUAGAUAUUUGACUUACUACAAAAACAGUCCUAUUAAUAAAUUAUGGAAAAACAA